Betta splendens (Siamese fighting fish) is the source of this 1116-nucleotide messenger RNA. It is a transcript of the gene tm4sf21b, whose product is annotated as transmembrane 4 L six family member 21b. Lineage: Eukaryota; Metazoa; Chordata; Actinopteri; Anabantiformes; Osphronemidae. Bases 240 to 827 code for a protein of 195 amino acids. Gene Ontology annotation, cellular component: membrane. The transcript has 5 exons. The record is from RefSeq and is a predicted model, not a curated record.
AAAGUAGGACAAAGGGACCAUGGACCAUGGGCGUGUUAUUUAGGACAUCACAGACAAUCAGGAUCAUAAAAGCUAUGAUAAAGAACACGUCCUUCACUUGCGGCUCCUCCCUUCACCACCCUCUUCUCACUUCUACAUUAAAUAGUCGUCUGUUCCCUGUGUGUCAGAAGAAAAACUCGGAUCCACUCUGAGGAGAAUCGGAACCUUUCUUUUACGAAAACCCCACAUCUGCCGCCAUUAUGUGCACAGGAUCGUGCUCCAAGUUCAUCGCCAUUCCCCUCUACGUGCUGGCUCUGGUGUCGGUCAUCUGCAACAUCAUUCUUUUCUUCCCCGACUUUAAAACCAGCUAUGCGUCGAAUGAGGGACAGCUCACUCCAGAGGUUACAUACAUGGGAGGCCUGAUCGGAGGAGGACUCAUGGUUCUGGUUCCUGCCAUCCACAUCCACCUGACCAGUGCUGACCAGUGCUGUGCCAACCGCUGCGGGAUGUUCCUGUCCAUUGGUUUUGCAGCGGUCGGUGUUGUGGGUGGAGUGUACAGCCUCAGUGUUGCUGCCGUGGGCCUUUCUAACGGCCCAGUGUGCAACUAUCGGAAUGAAACCACUGGCCUCUUCCAGUGGGGAGCCCCCUUCGCUAACAGCGAGGGCGGCUACCUGUCGAACAAGGAACAGUGGGCGUUGUGUGAAGUGCCAAAGAACGUGGUUGAGUUCAACGUGGCGCUGUUCUCCGUUCUGCUGGUGGCGGCGGCCGUGGAGCUCAUCCUCUGCGCCAUCCAGAUGGUCAACGGCCUGUUUGGCUGCCUCUGCGGCACCUGCUCUGGCAAACAGUAAUCUGGCCUUCAGCUUGAAGAACAAAUGAGAGGGAUUUUCAUCACCAUCGGCCGUGUCAUCAUCGCUGGUGCUUCACUGAACCGCUUGUGUCCUCUUUGAGCCCUUGUCACCGUUAUUAUGAAUUCUUCAGAAGGAACGACUGUGAUGAUGCUUGAAUUUAGUUUUCUUCUCUACUUCAUUGCUAUAACAUUACUGAUCACAUGCUGGAGGUGGAACUACUUGUGUUUAUUGUCAUUGUAUGUAAAUUAGUGUGUUUAUAAUAUUUUGUAAUAAAGCUCUCAACAUAAAA